Cyclopterus lumpus (lumpfish) is the source of this 2055-nucleotide messenger RNA. It is a transcript of the gene rabl2, whose product is annotated as RAB, member of RAS oncogene family-like 2. The record is from RefSeq and is a predicted model, not a curated record. Gene Ontology annotation, molecular function: GTPase activity; GTP binding. Lineage: Eukaryota; Metazoa; Chordata; Actinopteri; Perciformes; Cyclopteridae. Bases 572 to 1243 code for a protein of 223 amino acids. The transcript is spliced from 8 exons. Gene Ontology annotation, cellular component: endosome; Golgi apparatus.
GUGGUCCAUCAGGCGUCCCCGUUGCAUAGAAACGAAAACAGACAGAGGCACCACGAAACAGGCACACUUUUAAUAUCCGGAUUGCCGUGAUGAGUGUAGCGCAUCUAUGAACCUCUCCUUGUGAUACACAAACGCACACCAGACAGAUCACUAAAUUCGGACUCGAACCAUUUGUUCACAAAAUCGUAUCAAAGCUACUUCAGUCUGCGACGUUAGCCGAGUGGUGAUUAGCAGCCAUUGGAGGCGCAUUGCAAAGGUAAUGGUGACCGUACAGCGACCAUUAGAGACUUUAAGAACACGCAUGUAGUUAAUCAACUACCGUCUCUGUGCCAUUGUCAGCUGGUAUCAGUAUGGUUGAUGCGAGGAGGAAAGUAUCGAUCUGAAGCCGAACCACACGAUGCUAACGCUCUUGUCCGUUGUCAAGAGCCGUCGGAUGCUAGCUAGCUCUCUUGUAGGAGCUUAGAUCAACAUUUCCAGCUGACGUUAUUCAUCAGUUUUGUUCAGCAGGUGCUGGCUUACACAAUUCUCCUAGUUAAAGCGAACACAAGUUCAAAAAGAGAGCGACGUUAAAAUGGCUUGCGACGUGAGCAGCGUCCCCGAACUGGACCAAAAGAAAUACGACUCGGACGAACAGGUGAAGAUCAUCUGUCUGGGUGACAGCGCGGUUGGUAAAUCUAAGCUGAUGGAGAGGUUUCUCAUGGACGAAUAUCGUCCCCAGCAGUUGUCCACCUACGCAUUGACUCUCUACAAACACACAGCCACUGUGGGAAUCAAGACUGUAGCAGUCGAUUUCUGGGACACCGCUGGUCAGGAGAGAUUUCAGAGCAUGCAUCCCUCAUACUACCACAAAGCACAUGCAUGCAUCAUGGUUUUUGAUGUUCAAAGGAAAAUCACGUAUAAGAAUCUGUCCAGCUGGUAUAAGGAGCUGAGAGAGUACAGACCGGAGAUACCUUGUUGUGUGGUUGCCAACAAAAUUGAUGCUGAUUUGAAGGUCACCCAGAGAAGCUUUACCUUUGGGAAGAAGCAAGGACUCCCAUUCUACUUUGUAUCAGCGGCUGAUGGGACUAAUGUAGUUAAGAUGUUCAGAGAGAUGAUCAAGAGAGCCGUGGACUACAAGCAAAACCCCAGCGACUUCAUGGAUGAGGUGAUGCAAGAAUUAGAGAACUUUGACCUGGAGAAGAAGGAAGAUAAUUCAGAAGCAGAGGAGGACGGAUUGAAAGCGGAGAGUCCCGAGGUGGUCUGAUGUUUACAGAUCCUCCAAACCCUCUAGUCGUCUCAUGGAAAAGUUGUCCUCCUACGAGGUUGAUGCUCUACAGGCACAUUGUUUGUCCUAAUGUCAUUUUGGUGGUGGACUUCGAUACCGUUGCUUUGUAGCUACCACUGGAGGUUGGCAGACUUGUUAGUCUGGUUCUAAGUCACUGACCUCCUUCUGUCCAAUGACUCCAAUGACUCUGGCAGGGAAAUAAACCUGGUGGAAUACGUAUGAAUUGUGUUCUUUACCUAGUUUAUUUAGCUGCUGUUUAGACUCGUCUUUCAUACUUCUAACAAUAUCAACUAUAAUAAUUGUAGAAAAUCCUACAAUGAGUCUGAAUAUGUUUGAUUUUGUAAUAAGAAUGUGAAGCAUUGAAAACUAACUCGAGCAGAUCAAAGAGAACGUGUAAUUAUGAACUGUAUUUGCUGCUGUUCUCGAUGUUUGUUCGUAGUGUUGUGUACAAUGCCAGCGGGGAGCUGCAUUAGCUACUUUUGUUGCAUUCAUUUUAUGAUGUGAAGUCUGUGUUCAGCACCCUUUUAAAUGAAAAGUUAAUGUACCAUGUAACCAAAUUGUUAUCAUGUGUCUCUUUCUGACUUGCUGUGAUGCAACAGUAAGCACAAGAGCAGUUCUCAACCUCAGCAUAUUAUAGGAUACAGCUGCCAAUCAUACAUGAGUAGCUGCAUGGAACUUGUGAAGGUUUCAGCCAGCCGUGUUCUUCAUGAUGGUUUUGAGGUGGUUGUGUGUGUAUGUAUUCAUAUUAGCAGGAAUGUUGCCAUGAAGAACAUUAAACUAGUUUUCUGGCC